Messenger RNA from Quercus lobata, 1701 nucleotides. RefSeq lists its product as uncharacterized. The record is from RefSeq and is a predicted model, not a curated record. The transcript has 2 exons. Lineage: Eukaryota; Viridiplantae; Streptophyta; Magnoliopsida; Fagales; Fagaceae. The coding region runs from base 1 to 1701 and encodes 566 amino acids. Gene Ontology annotation, molecular function: RNA-DNA hybrid ribonuclease activity; nucleic acid binding.
AUGACUACGGUCCCAACUGUGGGCAGUGGAGGACCAGCCAUGGAGGUGAAUUGUGAGGAGUUGGAGAAAGUACUUGUCGGAUCUGACCCUGAGACGUUUUUUCAAAUUGGCUCGGAAUUGCCGCCCCAAGAGAAGUCAACGCUGACUGCCUUCCUCCGACAGAAUUUAGACGUGUUUGCUUGGGACCCCUAUGAGGCCCCCGGGGUCGACCCAGAUUUCAUCUGCCACCGCCUUAAUGUGAACCCGGCCGUAACACCUAAGAGAGGCAUUGAGGCUAACCCCGACCAAAUAAGAGCCAUCCAUAACUUGCAGCCUCCUCGGAACCCUAAAGAAGUCCAGAAGCUUACUGGUAUGAUAGCAGCUUUAAACCGUUUCAUCUCACGCUUAGCAGAUAGAUGCAAGCCAUUCUUUCUCCUAUUACACAAGUGGAAAGGAUUUGAGUGGAAUGAAGACUGCGCUGUAGCUUUCCAACAAUUAAAGGAGUACCUCGCCCGACCACCAAUUAUGUCCAGUCCAAAUGCCGACGAGGUUUUGUUUGCCUACAUUGCGGUAGCCUUGCAUGCAGUGAGCUUGGUGCUAAUCCGAGAAGACAACGGCACACAGCGACCAGUCUAUUACAUUAGUAAAUCACUGCAGGAGGCAGAAACACGUUAUCUUCCCCUCGAGAAGGCUAUCUUGGCUGUUGUGCAGGUCACUCGAAAGCUUCCACAUUACUUUCAAGCGCACACUAUGGUGGUGCUGACACAACUCCCCAUAAAAUCUGUCCUACGUAGCGCCGAUUACACAAGCAGAAUUGCAAAGUGGGGAACGAUCUUGGGCGCUUUCGAUAUUAGGUACAUGCCUCGUAUUGUUGUAAAGGGCCAGGUCCUUGCUGACCUAAUAGCAGAGUUUGCGGAGCCCACGCUAGAGGAACAAAACGUGGCGGGACCUCUAGGGGCUGAUGAGAAGAUGAUCAGCACGGUCUCCCAGCAUGAAAACACCUGGUGGAAAGCGCACGUCGAUGGCGCAGCGAACCAAAGGGGCUCAGGGUUAGGACUUGUCCUGCUCUCACCUGAAGGGAUAACCAUAGAGAAGUCAUUGAGACUCGGGUUUGCAGCCACGAAUAACGAAGCCGAAUACGAGGCGCUAUUGGAAGGAAUGGGAAUGAUCCGGAGGUUGGGGGGAAAAUUCGUAGACAUGUUCUCGGAUUCAAGACUUAUUGUGGGGCAGAUAAAUGGGGACAUGGAAGCAAAGGACGAAAGAAUGCAAGAGUAUCUAGUUCGGGUUAAGCACCUGCAGACCCAAUUUCGUCACUUCCGCCUGAUGCACGUACCCAGAAGUAGGAACACUCAUGCUGAUUCUUUCACGACGUUGGCUACCUCCUCGGCUCAACCCCUACCCCGAGUCAUUCUGGUAGAAGAGAUCCUCCGUCCAUCAACAGAGAGGGCAAAUGGGAUUGGAAUACAUAACAUCAGGGCAGGACCGAGCUGGAUGGACCCUAUCGUUCUAUACUUAAAGCAUGAUACCUUGCCAGACGAUAAAAUUGAGGCUGGCAAAAUCAAGAGAAAGGCUACUCGAUUCUGGUUAUCGGAGGACUCCAAGCUUUACAGACGCUCGUUUUCAGGGCCGUAUUUGCUAUGUGUGCACCCAGAGGCUGCAGAACUCGUCCUGGAGGAGUUACAUGAACGAAUUUGCGGAAGUCACACGGGGGAUAGGCAAUAA